This is a messenger RNA of Aspergillus campestris IBT 28561, 1621 nucleotides long. RefSeq names its product cystathionine gamma-lyase CYS3. Gene Ontology annotation, molecular function: pyridoxal phosphate binding; cystathionine gamma-lyase activity. The transcript has 4 exons. The record is from RefSeq and is a predicted model, not a curated record. Gene Ontology annotation, biological process: transsulfuration. Gene Ontology annotation, cellular component: cytoplasm. Bases 251 to 1486 code for a protein of 411 amino acids. Lineage: Eukaryota; Fungi; Ascomycota; Eurotiomycetes; Eurotiales; Aspergillaceae.
GGGAUUAUUAAUGGCGAGUUCGAUGGAAUGCGAUUAUUUAUUCUUUACUUUUUUCUGUGCUUCUAGAACAUCCUUAUCUUUUAUUUUCUUUUUCUUCUUUCUUCCUGUUGACUGACGUCGGUUGUUUGAUUCUUUUGGCUGCAUCCCUUUCCAGCUGCUUUUCUGCAUUUCUCUUGGAGUUUCACCCUUGAUACAAUUGCUUGACUUUAAUCCUUCUCUACCUUUUAUAUAUCUGAGAUCGACAGGAACAAUGACUGGUCACUCUGAUUCUUCUCCCGCCAUGAACGGUUCCGCUCCGCGCAAGGCUUUCGGCACGCUGGCCGUCCACGCCGGUGCGCCUCACGACCCCUCCACCGGCGCCGUCAUCGCUCCGAUCUCCCUGUCUACUACCUUUGCGCAGACCACGGUCGGCAGCCCGGUCGGCCUCUACGAGUAUACUCGGAGCUCCAACCCCAACCGGGAUCACUUUGAGCAAGCCGUCGCCGCUCUGGAGAACGCCCGGUAUGCCCUCGCUUUCGCCUCCGGUUCGGCCACCACCGCCAUCAUCCUCCAGUCGCUCGCCCCCGGUUCGCACGUCGUCUCCGUCUCCGAUGUCUACGGCGGCACCCACCGCUACUUCACCAAGGUGGCCUCCGCCCACGGUGUCGAUGUCACCUUCUCCCCCGCGCUGGAAUGCGACGUGGAGAAGCUGAUCCGGCCCGAGACCAAGCUGGUGUGGAUCGAAACCCCGUCCAACCCGACCCUGGGUCUCGUGGAUAUUGAGAAGGUGGCCGCGGUGGCGCAUAGCCAUGGCAUCCUUGUCGUGGUCGACAACACCUUUAUGAGCCCGUACGUCCAGAACCCGCUCGACCACGGUGCCGAUAUUGUCGUGCACUCCGUGACCAAGUACAUCAAUGGACAUUCGGACGUACUGAUGGGCGUCGCCGCGUUCAACUCCGACUCCCUGAAAGAGCGCCUCACCUUCCUGCAAAACGCCAUUGGAGCCGUCCCCUCGCCCUUCGACUGCUGGCUGGCCCACCGUGGUCUGAAGACGCUCCACCUGCGCGCCCGCGAGGCAACCACCAACGCCACGGCCGUCGCCAAGGCCCUCGAGGCCUCCCCCCACGUCACCUCCGUCAACUACCCCGGUAUCGACUCGCACCCGCAGCGGGCGAUCGCCAUCAAGCAGCACCGCAACGGCAUGGGCGGCGGCAUGCUGAGCUUCCGCAUCAAGGGCGGCCAAAAGGCGGCGCACCUCUUCUGCCAGUACACCAAGGUCUUCACGCUGGCGGAAAGCCUGGGCGGCGUCGAGAGUCUGUGCGAGGUCCCCGCGAGCAUGACGCACGCGGGUAUCCCCAAGGCCGAGCGCGAGGCCGCCGGCGUCUUCGACGACCUCGUCCGCAUGAGCUGCGGUGUUGAGGACGUGGAGGAUCUCACGGCCGAUGCGCUGCAGGCGAUUGAGAAGGUCGAGGCUGCUAUCGAGGCGGGUGUGAACGGCUCGGCUUGAGUGGAAAGCGUGGGAUACAUUUGUUUAGAUGCAUAGAGUGUGAUCUAUUCUAUAGUAUAGAUUCUUUUUUAACGAUGUCAUGGGUUGGCUGUCGGGUGGCUUCAUUGGCCACACCGGGGUCUGCGAUACAUUACG